UUUCUAGCCAGAGAGACAGAGAGAGAAGAGGAGAUUCUCGGGAGAGACAGAAAGCGACGAUUGGUUGGUGAAUUUUUUUUUGGAGCAUCUUUUUUUGGGGAUUGAGAGAAAAUAUUUCAAUGGCGACUUCGAAGCUUCAAGCUCUCUGGAAUCACCCUGCCGGACCUAAAACCAUUCAUUUCUGGGCACCGACGUUCAAGUGGGGUAUUAGCAUUGCCAACAUUGCUGAUUUUGCCAAGCCUCCAGAGAAACUUUCCUAUCCUCAACAAAUCGCUGUUACAUGCACUGGAGUUAUCUGGUCUCGCUACAGCAUGGUAAUCAAUCCGAAAAACUGGAAUCUCUUCAGUGUUAAUGUUGCUAUGGCAGGGACAGGCAUAUAUCAGCUUACUCGUAAAAUAAAGCACGAUUUUGCAACCAAAGCCGAGCCUGCUGUUGCAAACGAAUGAUUAUGAUGACGAAGCUGAGCUUUCAAAACGAAAAACUGGAUAUCUUCUUGCUUCUGUUUGAAAAUCUAGUUCAAAAUAUUUUUAUUUUCUUUACAUUCCCAGAUCUUCUGAGUGGAUUACGAUAUCAUUUUCAAGGUUUUUAAGUAUUCCUGUUUGAUA
Molecule: messenger RNA, 605 nt
Organism: Capsella rubella
Lineage: Eukaryota; Viridiplantae; Streptophyta; Magnoliopsida; Brassicales; Brassicaceae
Product: mitochondrial pyruvate carrier 4
Exons: 5
Coding region: 120-446 (108 amino acids)
Biological process (GO): pyruvate import into mitochondria
Cellular component (GO): mitochondrial inner membrane
Source: RefSeq, a predicted model, not a curated record